AAUUACGGGGAGAAAAAAGAAAGAAAGGAAAAGGAGGAGUCGAAGAAUGAAAACCUGGUCUUUGCACUUGCAGAUACCAACAACCAGUGCCGUGCAGCUCCACCAUCACCAUUGCUCCUACGACGUCGUUUCAUCGCUUUCCGAUUCAAUCACACUUGAAUGAAUGGGCAAUUGCGGUACCAGAGAGGAAUCAGCAGUAGUUUCCAAUGCUCAAGUUCAGCAGCUUCACCAUGCGACGUCGUUGAGCGCAAGUGCCAGGAGUCAAAAUGCCGGUGGCGUCGGUGAGAAGAAGCACGGUCACAGGCACAAUCUGAGCGAGUGCGCUUCGGAUCUGAGCGAGUCUUGUUCGACACCGCGCGGUAACAAUAGCAGUAGCAGCAACAACACGCUGCUUUAUACGCACGUGAUCGCGUUCACGCUUUAUGAGUUGGAGACCAUAACCAAGAGUUUUCGUGGGGACUAUAUAUUAGGCGAAGGAGGGUUCGGCACUGUUUACAAAGGGUACAUUGAUGAGAACGUUAGGGUGGGACUGAAGUCACUCCCUGUUGCGGUUAAGGUCUUGAACAAGGAAGGGUUACAGGGACAUCGAGAGUGGCUUACGGAGGUGAAUUUUCUAGGGCAGCUAAGGCAUCCUAAUCUUGUGAAGUUGAUUGGUUAUUGCUGUGAGGAUGAUCAUAGGCUGCUUGUCUAUGAGUUCAUGUUUCGAGGAAGUCUAGAAAAUCACCUGUUCCGAAAGGCAACUGUUCCUUUAUCAUGGGCGACAAGAAUGAUGAUUGCUCUUGGAGCAGCCAAAGGACUUGCCUUUCUCCACAAUGCUGAAAGGCCAGUAAUCUAUCGUGACUUCAAAACAUCUAAUAUAUUAUUGGACUCUGACUAUACUGCCAAGCUUUCUGAUUUUGGGCUGGCUAAAGCAGGACCACAAGGUGAUGAAACCCAUGUAUCCACUCGAGUCAUGGGUACAUAUGGUUAUGCUGCCCCUGAAUACGUGAUGACUGGCCACCUGACGGCUAGGAGUGAUGUCUAUAGCUUUGGUGUUGUUCUUUUGGAGCUUUUAACGGGAAGGAAAUCUGUUGACAAGACCAGACCUGGAAAGGAACAGAGCUUGGUAGAUUGGGCACGGCCAAAGCUCAAUGACAAGAGAAAGCUCCUACAAAUAAUUGACCCUAGAUUGGAGAAUCAAUACUCGGUGAGGGCGGCACAAAAAGCAUGUAGCUUGGCUUAUUACUGCUUGAGUCAAAAUCCCAAGGCAAGGCCACUAAUGAGUGAUGUAGUUGAGACAUUGGAACCCUUACAAAGUUCUAGUGUUGGUGCUGGUGAAGUCUCGUUAUCUGGAUCAAAUAGUGGGAGUGCUGGGCCUUUUGCUAUGAACAAAAUCUCUGACUACCGGAUGCGUCACAAGUUUUCAAACAAUGUUGGUCCAGGUGCUACUUGUCGAUCUCCAAACCCAAAUUGUUCACCAGGUGCCCCAGCAGCUUUAAGGGUCAGAUGAUAAUAUCUUGCCCUGAAUCCCUGUCUGGUGUGCUACUCGAAUCACCACUUAAUCUCAAGAAAAUGGUAAUUUUUAAAAUGUGGGUGCAUCCUUGUAUUUUGUUGCAUUGUACAUGAUAUUAUGGUGACAAGAAGCCCUAGUGGAUAAUUUUUGUAAUCAAUGUUUGGUCUUCUGUUCAUCUGAGUGGGAAUUAUUGUGUGGUAAUCUGUGUACUUUGUAAUCAUCAUGGCAUCAGAACUAAUGUAACUGCUUCCUCUCAACAUCUGCAGUACAAGAGUAAGCUCUUAGUUAUAACGAGAGAUUAUUAGGUAAACACAGGACAUAAGACAAUCUUAUAAGGUUUGUAUUUUGACUGCACGAUUGUCUGCACGCUCCUGCCUUUUUAAAGUGACCAGUUUGUAUUUUGACAAAAUAAAGAUGAAGUGCCAUUUUCAAGCUUAUAAGGCAUUUGUAUGCUUCCUCAUUUAACUCUUGG
Messenger RNA from Abrus precatorius (Indian licorice), 1964 nucleotides. Its product is annotated as probable serine/threonine-protein kinase PBL8. Lineage: Eukaryota; Viridiplantae; Streptophyta; Magnoliopsida; Fabales; Fabaceae. The record is from RefSeq and is a predicted model, not a curated record. The transcript is spliced from 6 exons. The coding region runs from base 164 to 1489 and encodes 441 amino acids. Gene Ontology annotation, biological process: protein phosphorylation. Gene Ontology annotation, molecular function: protein kinase activity; ATP binding.